Messenger RNA from Leptomonas pyrrhocoris, 628 nucleotides. RefSeq lists its product as hypothetical. Gene Ontology annotation, molecular function: RNA binding; structural constituent of ribosome. The coding region runs from base 47 to 628 and encodes 193 amino acids. Gene Ontology annotation, cellular component: ribosome; mitochondrial large ribosomal subunit. Gene Ontology annotation, biological process: translation. NCBI's taxonomy places the organism in Eukaryota, Euglenozoa, Kinetoplastea, Trypanosomatida, Trypanosomatidae. The record is from RefSeq and is a predicted model, not a curated record. The transcript has a single exon.
GUUUUGGUGGUGUUGUCAUUGUCGCUGUUGCGUAGUCUCUUUCACCAUGUUGCGGUCCGCCAACCCCGCCAUCGCCAAGGCGCUGCAGCCCCUCCUGGAUGGACCGAAGUUCGCGGUGGUGUACUGCGGCAACCACCAGUACAAAGUUGCUCCUGGCGACGUCAUCGCAGUUCAGCGCCUGCGUGCGCCGAUUGGAAGUCAAAUCGCGUUAAAGAAGGUGUUAAUGGUCGGCGGCCCACGCUUCACCGCGAUCGGCCGCCCGCUGCUGGAGCACGUGCGCGUGACGGCGGACGUGGAGGAGCAGAAGAGGAUGCGCAACGUCGUGUCGCUCUUCACGACGGCGGGGCGGCGUCGCAUGCGGUGGGUGGACGCCCAGCACGCGGCAACGAUCCUGCGCAUUCGCGAAGUCGUCUAUGAACCGACGGUGGUAGGCGAGUUGGAUAAGUACGAUGGGGUGGUAUUGAAGGACUUCACCGCGGAGCAGCACACAAAUCCGGUCUUUGCUGCGAAUGAUGGCUACGAUCUCUUCUAUAAGAAGGAUUGGGACAAGGUCGAGCACGCCUCUGCGUUUUUAGAUAUGAUGGACGACGCCACAGCCGCAGCCGCGCCUGGCGAUAAAGAAACUUAA